Molecule: messenger RNA, 2943 nt
Organism: Camellia sinensis
Lineage: Eukaryota; Viridiplantae; Streptophyta; Magnoliopsida; Ericales; Theaceae
Product: potassium transporter 5
Biological process (GO): potassium ion transmembrane transport
Cellular component (GO): membrane
Molecular function (GO): potassium ion transmembrane transporter activity
Source: RefSeq, a predicted model, not a curated record
AGUAACAAAUAUCGAAAGGGAAAGGGUGAGAGCGGUGUGUGCUCGUGUUUUGUGUCAUCCAUAUAUAUAUAUAUAUCCCAAUGAAUAUCGAGAUGGCGGAGGAGGAACCACAGCAACAUACGGAAGAAGCAGACAAUAACAACAACAACUCGAUUAAAGAGCGGAAGGUGUCAUGGGCAAAACUGCGCCGUGUUGACUCCCUCAACUUGGAGGCUGGUCGACUUGAUUUUUCAACAAAGCACACCUCCCUCGUAAAUUGGAAGGCAACCAUGAGUCUAGUAUUUCAGAGUAUAGGGGUGAUAUAUGGGGACCUAGGGACAUCCCCACUGUACGUAUAUCAGGGCACUUUUCCUGAUGGGAUUUCCAACACAGACGACCUUCUUGGAGUGUUCUCCCUCAUCCUUUACACCCUUCUCCUCAUUCCUUUGCUCAAGUAUGUCUUCAUCGUCUUGCGGGCUAAUGAUAACGGCGAUGGAGGUACGUUUGCACUGUAUUCAUUGAUAUGCCGGUAUGCAAAGGUGAGUUUACUUCCAAAUCACCAGCCGGAGGACAGACAACUAUCCAACUACAACCUAGACCUACCUUCCAAUCAGUUGAAACGGGCUCAAAAGAUUAAAGAGAAGCUUGAGAACAGUAAAACUGCAAAACUCUUGCUCUUCCUUGUCACCAUCCUUGGAACUUCCAUGGUUAUUGGGGAUGGGAUUCUAACUCCAUGCAUUUCUGUCCUUUCUGCUGUCAGUGGGUUCAAGUCCUUAAGCAAAGAUGCGGUUGUGGGCAUUUCUGUUGCAAUAUUGAUCAUUCUCUUUUCUGUUCAACGAUUUGGCACUGAUAAAGUGGGCUACAUGUUCGCCCCAAUACUCUUAUUGUGGUUUUUAUUCAUUAGUGUGAUUGGACUCUAUAACUUGUUCAAAUAUGAUGCGAGUGUAUUACGUGCUUUUAAUCCAAAAUACGUAGUGGAUUACUUCAAAAGAAAUGGCAAGAAAGGAUGGAUUUCUCUUGGUGGAGUUGUUCUGUGUACUACAGGGACAGAAGCCAUGUUUGCGGAUCUUGGGCACUUUAAUGUUCGAUCAGUCCAAAUUAGCUUCUCUGGAAUUGUGUUUCCUGCAAUACUAGCUGUUUAUAGUGGACAGACUGCUUAUCUUGUCAAAUUCCCUGAUCAAGUGGAUAAUGCUUUCUAUGCCUGCGUACCUGGUCCGGUGUACUGGCCAACUUUCGUUGUGGCGGUUGCUGCUUCCGUUAUUGCCAGCCAAGCCUUGAUAUCUGGAUCAUUUGCAAUAAUCUCCCAAUCCCUAAGUCUAGGUUGUUUCCCAAGGGUUAAAGUCGUCCAUACAUCUGCUAAGUACGAGGGUCAAGUUUACAUACCCGAGAUCAACUACAUGCUUAUGAUUGCUUGUGUUAUUGUCACUCUUGGCUUCAAGACCACUGUGAAGAUUGGAAAUGCAUAUGGAAUUGCCGUGGUUGCAGUAAUGGUCAUCACUACUUAUAUGGUUACACUUAUCAUGCUUCUUAGUUGGAAGACAAGCAUAUGGUGGAUUGCUCUGUUCUUUGUUGUUUUUAGUUCCAUUGAGAGUUUAUAUCUAUCAGCUGUUCUGUACAAAUUCAUUCAGGGUGGUUAUCUUCCGUUGGCCUUUUCAGCCGUUCUAAUGAUGAUAAUGGGGGCAUGGCAUUACGUAUACAAACAGAGGUAUAUGUUUGAGCUCAAGAACAAGGUUUCUAAUGAUUUCAUUAGAGACUUGUCCUUGAACCCGGAUAUUAAUAGGCUGCCAGGAAUUGGACUUCUAUACUCCGAGCUUGUGCAGGGCAUUCCUCCAAUAUUCCGUCACUUCAUUGCAAACAUACCAUCCGUCCAUUCAGUUCUGGUGUUUGUCUCUAUAAAGUCCAUUCCCGUCAGUAAAGUGGCAAUGGAGGAGAGAUUUUUAUUUAGGCAAGUUGAACCAAGAGACUACCGCAUGUUUCGCUGCGUGGUGAGGUACGGGUAUAAUGAUGCAAUUGAAGAACCCAAGGAGUUUGAACGACAGUUGGUGGAGAACUUGAAAGAGUUCAUCAGGCAUGAACAUUUCAUUUGCGAAGGAACGGCCUUGAGUUCAUCCACGGUUUAUAUUGAGGAAUCAUUACAACAACAGCAGUACAACUCGCCUCAUGUGUCAUCAUCAGGAUCCAUCCAGCCCUUCAACGUGGUUGCUGCUGAGUCAGCAAAUUCUUCUAGCCGAAUCAUCUCUGCACCCAUCCAGGGAGCUGAAGAGGAGAUGCAGUUUGUGCAGAAAGCAAUGGACAAUGGUGUGGUUUAUCUGCUUGGAGAAGCAGAAGUGAGAGCAGAACAGAAUUCAUCCAUCUUCAAGAAGAUUGUUGUCGACUAUGGCUACAGUUUUCUAAGGAAAAACUUUAGACAAGGGGAGAAAGUAUUGGCAAUACCACAGAGUAGGCUUCUCAGGGUUGGAAUGACGUACGAAAUAUGAAUGGCUUGCAUACAGGUUACCGCUAUGUUCCAGCAGAAUCCCUUAUCCUACUCAAUAUCUGAAGAAAACACACUCACACAGAGUUUGAGAGUAAAUGAAUAAUGUUUGCCAUCGUCAAGGACUGCUGCAACUUAUGUUAGUCUGUGUUGUUUUCUUACAACAAGUUUUUCCUUUUGCCUAGAAUAAAAUUAGUUGAUAAACCAAAAUGUUCGUGGUGCUACUUAAUUUGAGUAUGACUUUUAAAUGAUGAGGGUCAUCAAAUUAUUCUUCAACAUAAUAUUCUAAGGUCUCCAGGUUCGUAGAGAUCAGUAUAUAGCAACUAGUGAUAGAGCUGGCUAAUUUCUGGUUGCUUAAUAUAAAUGGAAUUUGGUAGCAAAAGCCAAAGUGGAGCUGUCUCUGGCCAAGCUUUUGUCGUUUGAAAUAGAGUGAAUUUUGCUUGGGUUCUUGGAAUCAAGUAUUUGUACAAUCACAUUCAGCCUUAAAAUGU